Molecule: messenger RNA, 1335 nt
Organism: Branchiostoma belcheri (Belcher's lancelet)
Lineage: Eukaryota; Metazoa; Chordata; Leptocardii; Amphioxiformes; Branchiostomatidae
Product: serine/threonine-protein kinase PDIK1L-like
Exons: 2
Coding region: 94-1335 (413 amino acids)
Biological process (GO): autophagosome organization; autophagy; protein autophosphorylation
Cellular component (GO): autophagosome; cytoplasm
Molecular function (GO): protein serine/threonine kinase activity; ATP binding
Source: RefSeq, a predicted model, not a curated record
GUUUACACACCGAGACAACAGGUACGUACUGGACAAAGCAGACAGCUCAGUGUAGCGUCAUUGUGCCGUAAAUAAAAAAAAGCGGUAUCCAAGAUGAGAUUGGGGAAGUAUGAAGUCGGGAGGUUGCUGGGAGAAGGGGCAUUUGGCAAGGUCUACAAAGGCAAGGACGUCAACACCGGGGGCGUUGUGGCCAUCAAGCGGUUGAAAAUCGAGAAUGUCAGACAGCUAGAAAGUGCUAAAAACGAACUGAUACCAUUGCUUGCACUGUUCAAUAAGUCUCAUCAACACAUUGUUAAAUGCUUUCAGACUGAACUUAUGCAUGGUAGUCUGUGGUUGGUAUUGGAGUAUUGUUCAGUGGGAACGCUGAAUGAUUUCCUGUUGAGCAAGCCUGGCAUGUCAGUCUCCGCGAAAAUUGGCCUAAUGCGAGAAAUAGCAGACGCAGUUAACUUUCUGCACUCAAACCACAUCGUCCACAGAGAUCUCAAGCCAGACAACAUACUGCUUAGUGGCAGCCGUGACAACCCAGUAGUGAAGGUAGCUGAUUUUGGAUUGGCUAAGGUUUGCGGGGUUGUGGGUUCCUUGUCAGAAUACUACAUGAACUCUCACUGUGGAACCGAGCUCUUUUUGGCACCUGAAGUGUUCACAGCACAGGACUACAAAAUGUACUGUGACAUAUUCUCGAUGGGCGUGAUUUUUGUGUCCAUGAUUGACAUGCAGCAAGUGGGAAAGACAGUAGUUGCAUACAUUAAGGGCAGAAUGGGUGCCGUAGUCCCCAUCGGUAGAGCACUGCUUAACAAUCCUCCUCCCAAUCUCUCUGCUCAUUUCCUGACCAGUUUGAAUGAUGGGUCGUUCAAAAAACUUUGUCUCUCUAUGCUAAGUGCCAACUAUCGCAACAGACCCAAAGCAGUCGAUUUACUCGCAUGCUUGAAUCUUAUUGGACACUCUUCCCAACGGCCCACGUCUGGUAGGCCGGAUAGUGGCCAAAGGAACAGACGGCGGAUGGUCAGUCCAGUAGCCAUGAUGGGCGGCGCAGGUGUUGGGGGUUUGGUUGGGGGGCCUGUUGGGGCUAUGGGUAUGCCUGUUGGGGCUGUGGGCGUGGUUGGGGCGCCUGGCGCUAUGAUUGGAGGGCCUGUUGGGGCUAUGGGUAUGGCUGGUGCACCUGUGGGGGCUAUGGGUAUGGUUGGGGCACCUGCCGUUGGGGCUGUGGGUUUGGUUGGGGCGCCUGUUGGGGCUGUGGGCAUGAUUGGCCCUGGGGCUGUUGUAAAUGGGGGUAUGAUUGGGGGGCCUGCUGGCGCUAUGGUAAAUGGGGGUUGGGUGAUGGGGAUGUGGCCUUGA